GCUUGUGUCUCCCCAGCCACCCGUGGGACGCGGUGGCGCAGGCGGCCAUGCGGAAGUACCCGAACCCGAUGAACCCGAGCGUGGUGGGCGUGGACGUGCUGGAGCGCCGCGUGGACGGCCGCGGCCGGCUGCACAGCCUGCGCCUGCUCAGCACCGAGUGGGGGCUGCCCGCGCUCGUGACGGCGAUUUUGGGAACCAGUAGGACUUUGACAUACAUCCAAGAACAUUCUGUUGUGGAUCCAGUGGAAAAGAGAAUGGAACUUAGUUCCACCAAUAUCACACUCACAAAUUUGGUGUCAGUUAACGAGAGGUUGGUGUACACACCUCAUCCGGAGAACCCAGAAAUGACUGUGCUCACACAAGAAGCUAUCAUCACCGUAAAGGGGAUUAGCCUUGGCAGCUAUUUGGAAAGUUUAAUGGCCAACACAAUAUCAUCCAAUGCAAAGAAGGGCUGGGCUGCCAUCGAGUGGAUAAUCGAGAAUUCUGAGCGCGCUGUGAGCUAG
Molecule: messenger RNA, 503 nt
Organism: Propithecus coquereli (Coquerel's sifaka)
Lineage: Eukaryota; Metazoa; Chordata; Mammalia; Primates; Indriidae
Gene: PRELID3A
Product: slowmo homolog 1 (Drosophila)
Exons: 5
Coding region: 48-503 (151 amino acids)
Biological process (GO): phospholipid transport
Cellular component (GO): mitochondrial intermembrane space
Molecular function (GO): phosphatidic acid transfer activity
Source: RefSeq, a predicted model, not a curated record